CAGCUGAGGACGGAAACAUGAACUACGCGGUUGACCCGGAGCUUCAGGCUAAGGAAUAUUUAGAAAAACAUCGGAUAAUGGAGCUGCUGAGCCAACUCACCAGCUUCCUCCUCUUUGACCGACCAAAGAAACCAAGAGAGUACUUAAUCACUCUUCUGGAACGGCUGAAGAUUGCCAAGGUAACGGGCAUGGCGUUUCCUUUCUUCAUGGAAAACUCUAACAUUGUGUCGAUGUUUGAGAUGAUGGACUCUUCUGGCAGAGGCUGCAUAUCCUUUGUGCAAUACAAAGAAGCCCUAAAGAACCUGGGUCUGUGCACUGCAGACGAAGUUUUGCAUGAUGACGGACAUAUAAUAACUCUGGAUAAAUUCAGAGAUGAAGUGAUUUCUCUGUGUAACAGUCCUGGCUGUCUUGGAACUCGCUCUGUAUCCCAGGUUGGCUCGAACUCACUGAGAUCCACCUGCCUCUGCCUCCCAAGAGCUGGGAUUACAGCCUGGGCCACCACCACCCGAGCAGCUCGCCUUGAUUAGCAAGGUGGAGGUCAGCUGUGGCUGACCUUUGCCCUCCCACUGUCUUCAGAUUCUGCAUUCCUGUUUGUAAUUCCUCUGCUUCCCACAGC
This is a messenger RNA of Microtus oregoni (creeping vole), 616 nucleotides long. It is a transcript of the gene Efcab10, whose product is annotated as EF-hand calcium binding domain 10. NCBI's taxonomy places the organism in Eukaryota, Metazoa, Chordata, Mammalia, Rodentia, Cricetidae. The coding region runs from base 18 to 527 and encodes 169 amino acids. The transcript has 4 exons. The record is from RefSeq and is a predicted model, not a curated record. Gene Ontology annotation, molecular function: calcium ion binding.